Messenger RNA from Nerophis ophidion (straightnose pipefish), 5162 nucleotides. RefSeq names its product WD repeat domain 17 (gene wdr17). The transcript has 32 exons. NCBI's taxonomy places the organism in Eukaryota, Metazoa, Chordata, Actinopteri, Syngnathiformes, Syngnathidae. The coding region runs from base 104 to 3928 and encodes 1274 amino acids. The record is from RefSeq and is a predicted model, not a curated record. Gene Ontology annotation, molecular function: protein binding.
AAUCACAGACGUCCUGGAGGCCUGUCUUAACCAAGAGGAUCCGCAGCAUCAGAGCCGAGGAGCUGUUCGUCGUGGCUCGGCGUGUCUGCAACUGACGGCGAACAUGACCAAGGUGAAGCAGGUGGGUUUGCUGGCAGCAGGCUGCCAGCCCUGGAACAACGACGUCUGUGCCGCGAGUGGAGACCGCUUUGCCUACUGUGCCACACUCGCAAUAUACAUCUACCAGUUGGACCAGCAGUACAAUGAGUUCAAGCUGAAGUCCAUCAUGUCGGAACACAAGAAGACCAUCACAGCCAUCAGUUGGUGUCCAGACAACCCCGAUCUCUUUGCAUCAGCCUCCGCCGACAACCUGCUCAUCGUGUGGAACGUAGCGGAGCAAAAGGCCAUAGCGCGACUAGAAAACACCAAAGGCGUUCCCGCGGCGGUCAGUUGGUGCUGGAACUCCACUGACGGGGUGGCGUUUGUCUCCCAGCGUGGGCCGCUGCACAUUUGGGUCUAUGGGAACUCCGACCAGGGGGUCACGGUACAUAAAGAGGCCCACUCCUUCUUGUCGGAUAUAUGUAUCUUCAGAUGGCACCCCACUAAAAAGGGAAGGCUCGUAUUUGGACACACAGAUGGAAGUUUGUCUAUUUUUCAGCCAGGAUGCAAGAGUCAGAAGCACGUGUUGCGUCCUGAGUCUUUAGAGGGGACGGAUGAGGAGGACCCCGUCAGCGCUCUUGAAUGGGACGCCCUGUCGACAGACUAUUUGUUAGUUUCCAACCUCAAUAACGGUAUAAGACUGGUGGACAGCGAGGCCCUGGCUUGCAUCACGUCCUUCUGCUUCCCCUCAUCUGCCGCGUCAGUUCAGUGUCUGGCUUGGGUUCCCUCCGCCCCAGGCAUGUUCAUUACUGGAGAUUCCCAGGUCGGAGUGUUGCGAAUAUGGAAUGUGUCUCGCCCGACACCUUUGGACAGCAUCAAACUGAAGAAGACCGGAUUCCAUGCUUUACACGUCCUCAACUCUCCUCUUGCCAAGAAAGCUCAGAGUUUCUGCUCUCCCAGUAAAAGUCAGCACACGAGCUCUACCAGCGAGGCCGUGCCCCCGCCAACGCUUUCAGAGAGUCGGUCCUUCUCUUUACCUCCUGGUCAUGCCGUGUGCUGUUUCUUGGAUGGAGGAGUGGGACUGUAUGACAUGGGAGCUAAGAAGUGGGACUUCCUACGUGACUUGGGUCAUGUCGAGACCAUCUUUGACUGCAAAUUCAAACCGGAUGACCCAAAUCUGCUGGCCACAGCGAGCUUCGAUGGAACCAUCAAAAUCUGGGACACAAAUACUCUGACAGCAGUUUACACCUCCCCCGGCAAUGAAGGAGUGGUCUACUCCCUGUCUUGGGCUCCAGGCGACUUGAACUGCAUAGCGGGAGCAACGUCUCGCAAUGGAGCUUUCAUUUGGGACGUGAGGAAAGGAAAGAUCGUCACUCGCUUCGAUGAGCAUGGUAAAAAUGGUAUAUUUUGUAUAUCCUGGAGCCAUAAAGAUUCAAAGAGGAUUGCAACUUGUAGUGGAGAUGGAUUCUGUAUCAUUCGAACCAUCGAUGGUAAAAUCCUUCAUAAGUACAAACACCCUGCUGCAGUUUUUGGCUGUGACUGGAGUCAGAACAACAAAGAUAUGAUUGCAACCGGUUGUGAGGAUAAGAACGUGCGCGUGUACUACUUGGCCACCAGUUCAGACCAGCCGCUCAAGGUCUUUGCAGGACACCUAGCUAAAGUAUUUCAUGUGCGCUGGUCUCCACUCAGAGAGGGGAUACUCUGUUCCGGAUCAGAUGAUGGGACUGUUCGUAUAUGGGAUUACACCCAGGAUGCAUGCAUCAAUGUGCUGACUGGUCACACAUCUCCAGUUAGAGGCCUAAUGUGGAACACCGAGGUUCCGUAUCUACUAAUUUCAGGUUCUUGGGAUUAUACAAUCAGAGUUUGGGACACAAGAGACGGGACUUGUCUGGACACAGUCUAUGACCAUGGUGCCGAUGUCUAUGGGUUAACAUGCCAUCAGAGUCGCCCAUUCACCAUGGCCAGCUGUAGCAGAGAUAGCACCGUGCGUCUUUGGUCUUUGACGCCGCUCAUCUCUCCUCUGCUGGUAAACAUCCUCACCAACCAACCCUGGGAAAAGAUCAUAGGAAACACUGAUACAGCUAUGGUCCCUGGCUCUCCACCACUGCUCUGUGGUAAAGUCUCAAGAGACAUAAAACAGGAGCUGGAGAAACUGAACUGUGACGCCACCACCAAGAAGUUGCGAUGGUUCUCAGAAUGCUUUUCGCCACCAGGGGGCAGCAGCAACCUGUGGGACUUGGUAUCGGUCAUUAAUGGGCAGGACGACUCCCUGCUACCAGGCAGCUACAGCAGGGGUGUGAUGCACAUGAAGCACCUGCUGAAGUUUAAGACAUCCGAGGCCCAGGAACUGACGAUCGUCAAGAUGUCGAAAUUUGGCGGCGGGAUCGGCGCGCCCAGUAAAGAGGAGCGCCUCAAAGAAGCAGCAGAUAUCCACUUGAGGCUGGGACAGAUUCAACGAUUCUGUGAAUUGAUGGUGGAGCUCGGACAGUGGGAGAAGGCAUUAGCCGUAGCACCAGGAGUAUCCAUGAAGUACUGGAAAAAACUGAUGCAAAGGAGAGCUGACCAACUGAUGGCAGAGGAUAACGAUGACGCAAUCCCAUACUGCAUUGCCACAGCAGAUAUCAAGAAACUUGUGACCUUCUUCACUGGCAGAGGACAACUGGUUGAAGCAUUACUCAUUGCACAGGGAGCAUGCGAGGGAAACAUCCGUCCACCUCAAACGUCCUCGAUCAACCAUACGACUAACGAUGUGGACAACAAACAACAAUACCAAAGUCUCCUCCAUAAGGUAUGUGAACAGCUGGCUGAGUGGUAUUUCCAAGACGGCUGCGCGGUCCUGGCUGCAUGCUGCCACCUGGCGGUGGAUAACGUAAAGUUGGCCAUGUCGAGCCUGAUCAGAGGUAACGAGCUGGAGCUGGCUGCAUGCAUGGGUAUAGUUCUUGGACCGCCGGCUGACCAGAGCACCGCUUACUGCCUUGAGCUCCUGGCCAGGAAAUACAUGGCUCCGCCCACAUGGGAGCUCUCAGCUGAUAUACUUACAAUGAUUCCUGAGAACCAUACUUUACUGGCUAAGGUGUGUGCAUUUUACACAGGAAGCACUGCGGAAAUCAACCAAAUGCAUGAACGGUGCCGUCUUCCCCCAGUAGAGGUGUGCAAAGCCCUGGCAGAGGAAGCCAUGUGCGACGGAGAUCUCUUUUCAGCCGUUAAAUAUCACCUUCUGACCUCUGAACCCGAAAACGCCCUUAAGAUGGGGAUAGAUCAUAUCAAAGACCAGAUGAGUGGAUCCGACUGGACGGUGGACAGUGUUCGACCGAUCCUGGACUUGCUGAGUUAUAUCAAAACGGACCGACUUCUCAUGGCCAAGCUCACAGAAGCUCGCAGUGAGCUGUUGAUCCUGUGCGGUUACAUCGGAAGUCUGCUGGCCAUACAGAGACAGUACUCGAGCAUUGUACCCGCUCUGUACGAGUACACCAGUCAGUUAUUGAAGCGGAGAGAAGUGAAUCUUCCUCUGAAAAUUGAGCAGCUGUCGAUGGAGCUGGAUGCCUGGCGGGCGUGCACUCAAAGUAACAGCAAUCCUCCAUCCGAGUGUCAGAAAGAAAAGUUCCAAAGCCUUGAGAGGAGAAUCCUACCUUCGAACGCAGUGUUGUGUGGAGCUGAUUAUGUGACGGGUUCCAAUCUCCCGAGCCACUCCGAUGUUCAGCUUUCCUGUUUCACUGGUCACAGAAUACAGGGUCCUGUAUUUUUACUUGAAGAUGGCAAAUCUGCAAUUUCCCUGAAUGAUGCUUUAAUGUGGGCUAAAGUCAACCCUUUCUCCCCACUGGGAACAGGAGUGCGCAUCAACCCUUUCUAACACACACACAUGCACGCACGCACGCACACACACACACACACACACGCACACACACGCACACACACACACACACACACACACGCACACACACACACACACACACACACGCACGCACGCACACACACACACAUACUGGUUAUCAUUUGGAGUGGGGACCACCCUCUCUUCAGGUAGUGGAAGAAUAAAAAAAAUUUGAUAAAAUGGCCACUGCCCAGUUAGCUCAUACACGUCUUUAAAUCUCUGGAUUGUUGAAGUAAUGUCCUGAUCAUUCUUACUGGGGACCCUGGGGAAAAAAAAGAGUUAAUAUGAUUCAUGGAGACCAAGUUUUCAUUUAAAUAAUUUAAAUUGUAUUUUUUAAUUUAAAAAGGUUUCUCUUUAGGGGACCUGUUUUUUGUCCCCAUACCAUCAGAGGUCCCCUAAAGGUGACUGUGUAAACAGAGUGAUGUCCCCAUUAUGUGAGCAUUGCCAGAACACAUAUACACACAUACACACAUAUUCUGGUUAUUAUUCGGAAUGGGGACCAAGUUUUUGAUCAUGACUUGUGGGGUCCACCCUUUCUACAGGUUGUGGAGGCAUAAAAAAUAAGGUUAAAAUAGCCACUGCCCAGUUAGCUCAUACACGUAUUUAAAUCUCUGGAUUGAUGAAGUAAUGUGCUUAUCAUACUUACUGGGGACCCUGGGGAAAAAGUUAAUAUGUUUCACGUGGACCAAAUUGAAAUAAUUUUGCAUAAUUCACACACGUUUGUACGGGACUACUGAGGACCAUUUAAGAAAAAAAAAUCUAAUUAAAUAUGACAUGAUCCUCAGAAUCAUUUAAAAAUGUUUCCUUUUGGGGCACCUGUUUUUUUGGUCCCUAUACCGUCAGAAGUCCCCUAAAGGUGUGUAAACAGAGCGAUGUCUCCAUUAAGUCAGUAUUGCCAGAACACACACACACACACACUGCACGUACACACUGCAUAUACACAGGGCAUUGUUGUGAAACACAACGAUGAGCAAAAUAAAAGUGUUACUACUGGGAAAACACUACUGAGCCAACAAAUGUGAAAUCCUUUAAAGUAUUUGUUAGUAUAUAUAACAUUUUUUUGAAAGUUCCUUUUUUUUUUUUUUUUUUUACUUUGCCAGUAUCAGAAUCACUCUAUUGUAUUAAAAUACUCUGACAGAAUGUGAGUCAUAGUUUCUUACGUCAUAGUAAACAAUCGCUUAAAAAGCUGAAAUAAAACUAUCAUUCAAUGGCU